Fusarium fujikuroi IMI 58289 is the source of this 576-nucleotide messenger RNA. RefSeq lists its product as uncharacterized. The transcript is spliced from 2 exons. NCBI's taxonomy places the organism in Eukaryota, Fungi, Ascomycota, Sordariomycetes, Hypocreales, Nectriaceae. Bases 1 to 576 code for a protein of 191 amino acids. The record is from RefSeq and is a predicted model, not a curated record.
AUGAGCAACGAAUCGAACCCACGUUUGUUGGCGCCAAGGAAGCGACUUGCACGCAUGGCUGCGAAAAGAGACCUCAGGUUAUGGGCUGCCACUGCUCUUCUCGCCGUGAGAUCAAAAGAGAACUCACCUGAGCAUACAGCUGAGUUGAGGGACAACGCCCACGAGAAUCUGCACUCUUUGAAGAUUUCUGCUCUGGCGUCCAAGCGCGAAAUGAACAUCCUUAGUUCCGCAACGGCAUUGAACCCUACGUUUCCGGACGAUCUGCCCCUAGCUGGAACCCCACAUCUCGAGGCUGAGAGUCAGGAUGCAUGUCGAAACGCUGACAGGGAUCUCGGGUUACACUGCACCAUUGAUCAUCCAGGAGGAGGCGAGCUUGCCAGAUCCAGACUUGUUAGUCUCAACGUUUCUCGGCGUUCUCUCAAUGCUGAGACGAUAUGCACCUCUGCAAACCGCCCAUUUCCCGGUGUCCUUUCCAGACCCCGGGGCGCCCAAAUUAUGGCCCCAGUGCUGGGAUCAAAUGCAAGCGAAUCCAGAGCCGGUAAAGAACGAUUGAAAAGCAACGUUGGAAGAUGCUAG